AUGAUUCUUUUCUUGCUGACCCUCCUAACCCUCCUUCUUUUCUACAAUUUCCGCUACAAACGGCAGCACCUUCCGCCCGGCCCAACACCCUGGCCAAUCAUGGGAAAUGUCUUUGAAAUGGGUCGCUCCCCAAGCUGGAAUCGACUGUUUUACGAAUGGAAAGUCAGGUACGGCGGGAUCUACACCUACUGGCUGGGCGAAACGCCCAUUGUGAAUGUCUGCGACUAUCGGCUGGCCGUCGAAUUGGCCGUGAAAAAUGCGGACGCCUAUGCGGAUAGGGUGCAGCUGCCUCAUUCGGAUUUCGCGAUGAGAGGCGGGAUUUUGGGGAUCGUGAGUACGAACGACGAGAUGUGGCGGGAGCAUCGACGAUUCGUGAUGAAGGUCCUGCGGGACUUUGGAAUGGGGAAGAAUAAGAUUCAGGAGCAUGUAAGAGAGAUACACAAGUUUAUAGUCACACGUCUUCGUAUUGCAUAAGCUUUACAAUGAUACCAUAUUUAUCUUCUUACGACCACUCUCUUCUGCGUUAGAGCGCAUCAUCUUGGGGCGGCCGUUUUUUUUUGACCGCCACUGUACGAGCUUGCCACCAGAGCAUAUUUUUUCUGUAGGGAAAAUAAUGAUUACUCUGUGGCUUCGAAAAUCGCAUCACCGCUGAGAAAAUGAUCACGGAAAGUAUUGUGCCACGGAAAAAUCAAAUUGCUUUUCUCUUCAGCGGUUAUUACGGCGCAGCCAUUGUGCUCAUUAUUUUCCCGACAGAUUAACAAAAAGAUAGCAUCAUAGAGAAGCUAUACUGGGGAAAAAACAAUUGAAAGGAAAAAUAAUUUUUUUGCUUUUAGGCUAGUCUAAGCUAUAAAUCGCUAGCCCAACUUCAUAAAAGUAAAGGACCAGUUGUAGUUACUUUCAACUAGACAUGCCUUUAAUCGGCCCUGAUCCGAGCUUCAACUUUGCAGAAGGCAAAAGGUUUUGAACUUUUUUUUGAGACGUCAUCUAACAAAUGUUUCAAUGGUUGGGUAGAUGAAUGAGGGAGACCGUAAAUAGGGCUAGCUGAGGAUGGGCUAGCAAACUAUGGUCUUGAAUAACCAAAAAAGCAAAAAAAAAAAAGAUUUUACAGGGGGACCUGAUCCAGUGGCAAAACACGUACCAUUUUGCAUCCGGGAGGUAUCAAAAAUGUGGCAAAAUGGCUUCCUCUCCAAGUGAAAAAACUCAAGUUUCAAAAGCGCGCCCGCUCUUUUUGUGGGAAAAAAGAUCCCGCCCUUCAAAACGAAGUCUUUUCACUUGGAGAGGGAAGCAUUUUGCCACAUUUCUGGUACCUCCGGAAUGCAAAAUGGCACGUUUUUUUGCCAAUGGAUCAAGUCCCUCACUUAUUUAAUCAUCCUCUUUUACUCCAGUCCUCUCGGCUCGGCUGUGCCUUUACACAUACCCUCUAAAGCCUCAAUUUCAGAUCCUAGACCAAGUCCGCUAUCUGACCUCAGAGAUUGAUGAAAAAGUAAUCAAAAAAGACGGAGUCACCGAUCUCCACGACGUGGUCAGUGUUGCGGUCGGCUCCAUCAUCAACUCCCUGCUUUUCGGCUACGAUUUCCGUGGGCGCGAACACGAAUGUCAUCGAACGACCCAACUAAUGCAAGGCCUCGUCGAAGGCCUCAGCAGGCCGCUGGCUGUGAUUGGCCGCUUCUAUCCGCUUUCGCUGCACAUCCCGGCGGUGAAACGCCGCUUCGAUGAGGUGGCGCAUACCUUCCACCUGUUGCUGCAUGACAUGACGGUGAUCGUUGAGGAGCACAGGGAGCGGUAUAUAAUGGAAGGCGAGGAAAUGAAGGUUUUGGAUUUUGUGGACGCGUAUUUGGUCGAGCAAGGAAAGUUGAUGAGAGAUGAAGGGAAUGUGGGAUUGUUUAGGUAGGUAGAAGACGAGUUAUUGAUGUGAUGGUCGUCGUACCACCCACAGAUUUUGAUGAAUACAAAAAUAAACUUAGGUUUCAUAAAAAAUUUUUGAAGGCAUAUAUCAGUCUGUCGGGAAAAUAAUGAGCACUUUGUCGCCUCCAAAAUCGCAUCGCCACUGAGAAAAUGAAUUGUGUCGCUGCAAAAUACAUUUUUUUUUAAAAACAGCGAUAUUGCGCUCAUGACAGACUGAUAUUUUGAGCUCUCUUUGUUUGGGGACAUAUUCUAUUCGUUUUUCUUUAGCCAUCCCUCCACAUUUCUUAUUGUGUCUCGCUUUUAAAGACCCCUAACAAUAAGCAUCAGCUGCGCCUGCCAAGCGAAAGAUGAAAUUUUAGGGAAGCGAUACGUAGCAUAAGAUAUAUUCUGAAUUAAGGGAAGGCCCGGGCAUCUCGUAACUUCUUUUCUGAAUAUUAAUAUCAGCCUGUCGGGAAAGUAAUGAGCACUCUGUCGCAUCGAAAAUCGCAUCGCUGUCGAUAAAAAAUGAAUCGUAUCGCGGCAAAAUCCAAUUUUUUUUCGCUUCACUUCAGCGAUCGGCACAUCGAUAUUGUGCCCAUUAUUUUCCCGACAGACUGAUAUUAUUAUAUUAUUAUCAGAUUUAAUUACUCUAGUUUCGCAUCUCAUCUACAGCUGUUGAAUUCCAGCAACGACCAACUCGUCAACGUCCUCAUCGACGUCUGGUUCGGAGGUCACGAGACUUCUCACGCAACAAUUCUGUGGGGCAUCGCUUUCUGGAUCCAUAACCCGCAAGUUCAGGAGAGAAUGCACAAAGAGCUGGACACGGUGAUAAACGGCGAUAGGAUGGUGACCUUGGCCGAUAAACUCUCUCUUCCCUACAUGAAUGCCACAAUCAGUGUGAGUAGUGUGUGACUGAUAAGGAAUGUCGCUUAAAAAUACGCGCGAAUCUUGUGCCUCUUUACAAUUGUUUUGAGCACAAAAGCGCUUGCAUACCGUAGACCGGGAAUUAGGUGUUGUGUCGGCGAGAUGAGUGUUCUUUGCGCUUAAUUUUUUAUUUCUUUUUUUCGCUGACCAAAAUUUGGGUCUUGUAAUUUUAAAAAGGAAAGUACUUCUAUGGGGUAUGGAGUUACCGGUCGAGAGAUAUAUCAAAAAAAUCGCAAAAUUUUUCUGAUUCAGAAUAUGUAAAAAUUAGCUGCCCAAUUUUGGCUUGUAAGGGCGAAAAAACCCUCAGAACUUUUCUUGCAACACCACUCAAAUGCCUCUUUUUUACAUUGGAAGUACUAAUUUUAAAGGUGUAGUAUUAAUCAAAUUUGAUAUUUUAAGGCUUUGUCAAGAUGCCAGGGUUUAUUCUAUUAGCUCAAAACGAAAAUUUUGAAUUGGUUAAAAUUUGGUCAAAAAAGGCAUCUGCGUGGAGUUGCGAGAAGAGCUCUGAGUGGUUUUUCCACCCUUAACUCCAUGCCCCAUAGAAGUACUUUCCUUGUAAAGCUACUUGAAAUCAAAGAGACUCUACAGUGAGGGACCUGAUCCAGCGGCAAAAACCGUACCAUUUUGCAUCCGGGAAGCAUCAAAAAGGUGGCAAAAUGCUUCCCUCUCCAAGUAAAAAAACUUCGGUUUGAAGGGCACGCUCUUUCCCUCACAAAAAGAGCCUUUGAAAUCGGAGUUUUUUUCACUUGGAGAGGGAAGCAUUUUGCCACAUUUUUGAUACUUCCCGGAUGCGAAAUGGUACGUUUUUUGCCACUGGAUCAGGUCCCCAACUGUAGCUUAUUUGCAUAGUCUCUGGAGUGAUUCAGAAGCCUGUUGCAUGGUACAAAAAGCAACAAGUUGCAGGUUGCAAACGCAAAAAAAGAACUCCAGCGAUUUUACGAGAAUUUUUUUUUCAGGAAAUCCAACGCUUUGCAAAUAUUUUCCGCCAGUUCAACUUGGCUCACGCCUUGGCGAAGGACGUUGAAAUUGGGGAUUAUCACUUCCGGAGAGGCCAAGUUUUGAAUAUCGAGUUUUGCGCGUGGUUUAAAGAUCCGGAGGUUUUCGAGAACCCCGGUGUUUUCGAUCCGAACCGAUUUUUGGACGAGAACGGUCAAUUCAGAAAAUGCGAUGAACUAAUUCCGUUUGGGAUUGGUCGCAGGGUGUGUUUGGGAGAGUCGUUGGCAAGGACGGAGCUGUUUUUGAUCCUGGCGAACCUGGCUAAUCAGUACAAAGUGAGUGCGGGGUAAAAACUUUGUAGAACAAACCAGAAACCCUCAUAUAUGUGGGGGGACCUGAUCCAGCGGCAAAAAACGUACCAUUUUGUAUCCGGGAAGCAUCAAAAAUGUGGAAAAAUGCUUCCGUCUCCAAGUGAAAAAACCACUUUUUUGAAAUCGAAGCCCUUUUUCCUCACAAAAAAAAAGCGGGCGCGCUUUUGAAAUCUGAGUCUUUUAAUUUGGAGAGGGAGGUAUUUUGUCACAUUUUUGAUACUUCCUGGGUGCAAAAUGGUACGUUUUUUGCCACUGAAUCAGGUCCCCCACUGUAUCAAUCUGUCGGAAAAAUAUUGUGGAUUUGUCGCAGCUUCCCUCGUCGCAGUCGCAGACCAAAUUUCCAGCCCGCGCCGAACUUACGAUGGGCUAUUCCAGGGCCAGACAAAUCCACAUUAUUUCCCCGACAGACUCAAAAAAGCGCUAUUUAUAAACGCCUCUUGUUCUGUAGGCCUUCUGUUGAAGUUUACGCCAUUGUAUACCUUAUGAGAGUACGUCCAUAACAUUGUUUUCAUUUUUCAGUUCUUGCCACAUGAAGACCUCCCCAAAUUGGAGCCGUAUCUCAAUCCCAACGCCACCAUUCUCCCUCCAUUCGAGUGCAAGAUAGUCAAAAGGCAUAAAGACUCACCGGCUACCGUUUGA
Bursaphelenchus xylophilus (pine wood nematode) is the source of this 4754-nucleotide messenger RNA. Lineage: Eukaryota; Metazoa; Nematoda; Chromadorea; Rhabditida; Aphelenchoididae. The record is from the annotation of a GenBank genome assembly.